GGGCCGAUAACUCGAUAUAAAAAUCCCCAAAUCCCCACACGUCCAUCGUUUCCCCUCUUCCCCCACCCCAAACCCACCCCGCGUUCCUCGUGCGUGCGCGCGCAGAACCCCGAGACCUCGGCAGCCAUGGCCACCGGCGGCGACCGCGCGGCGGAGGAGCUGGUGUCCGUCGAGAUGCCCGCGCCCGAGGGAUGGACCAAGAAGUUUACUCCCCAGAGCAGGGGAAGAUCUGAGAUUGUUUUUGUUUCACCAACUGGAGAGGAAAUUAAGAACAAGAGGCAGCUGAACAGCUAUCUGAAGGCAAACCCUGGAGGCCCCACUUCAUCCGAGUUUGACUGGUCAACUGGUGAUACCCCAAGGCGUUCAGCUCGGAUUAGCGAGAAAGUGAAGGUAUUUGAUAGCCCUGAGGGUGAAAAGAUACCAAAGCGUAGUAGGAACUCAAGUGGAAGAAAGGGGAAGCAAGAGAAAAAAGAGGAUCCUGAAACUGAAGAAGACAAAGAAGCUGAAGCUGGCAAGGAGGCCCCUAGUGAAGAUGUUGCAAAGAGCACUGAUGUGGAGAUGACGGUUGCUGAGGCGAUUGAUGCUGCCAAGAGCACUGAUGUGGAGAUGAAGCCUGCCGAGGCGAAUGAUGCUGCAAAAAACGCAGAUGUGGAGAUGAAAGUUGCUGAAGAGGUGAAAGCUGCUCCUAGUGAAGAUGCAGGGAAGACUGAAGACUCCACUCCAGCGCCUGUAGAACACAAGGAAGAUGUCAAACCAGCUGAGUCUGAUGUCGCUCCGGCACCAGCGGCGGAGGACAAGAAGGAAGAUGUCAAACCAGCUGAGACUGAUGCCCCUCCAGCACCAACAGUGGAAGACAAGAAGGAAGAUGUCAAGCCAGCUGAGGCCGAUGCCCCUCCGGCACCAGCAGUUGAAGACAAGGAAGACGCUAAGCCAGCUGAGGCUGAUGCCCCUCCGGCACCAGCGGUUGAAGACAAGGAAGACGCUAAGCCAGCUGAGGCUGAUGCUGCUCCGGCACCAGCGGUGGAAGACAAGAAGGAAGAUGUCAAGCCAUCUGAGGCUGAUGCCGCUCCUCUGGUGAGUUCGGAGAAGGUGAAGACAGAGGAAGCUCCUCUGGUGAGUUCGGAGGAGGUGAAGACAGAGGAAGCUCCUCCGGUGAGUUCGGAGGGGGCGAAGACAGAGGAAGUAGCCCCUCCAGCGAGCAAGCCAACUGAGAACUCAGUUGCUGCUCCCAGCGAGCCUGCUAUUGCUCCUGCACCUGCUGCAGUAUCUGAAACCAAAUCAGAUGCCGCCGCAGUAGACAGCCAACCUGGCGCGGCCACCAAUGAGUCGCCGUCCGCCGUCAACAAUGGGCAGCUGUCGCCUGGCGCCUCGACGGUGAAGUGCACCUGAAGCAGCUGCCCCCUCCUCCGAGCCGCCGUCUCCUAGGAUCAUUCAACAUUCGCAUUGUAAUCAAUCAGCCUCUGGUAAGCAUGUUAAUUUAGCCAGUCUGACGGUACUGGGUGAUGAGAACCGGUAAAGUAGGCUCUGCAUUUAGUUACAUUUUGUAUGGCCGGCGUUCGUCACCGUGCCCGGCGCGACAUACCUGUACCCCACCCCCACCCCACCCCACCAUAUCGUCUGUUUGUCUAACUUGUUAAUGUUAGGGACAUAUAUACCGUUGUCUGUUUGUCUGUGUCUGUUUAUCAUGUACCCGUGUUGUAUUGUGUUUGUUAGACCUGAAAUACCCUCUGUAUGUUGCUGUUUAUCUCAAUGAAUAAUGAUGAGGGUUUCUGUGUA
Messenger RNA from Aegilops tauschii subsp. strangulata, 1776 nucleotides. RefSeq lists its product as uncharacterized. NCBI's taxonomy places the organism in Eukaryota, Viridiplantae, Streptophyta, Magnoliopsida, Poales, Poaceae. Gene Ontology annotation, molecular function: DNA binding. The record is from RefSeq and is a predicted model, not a curated record.